AUGAAAAGCAUUAUUCAAAACGGCUCGAUACAUAAUGACGCCAUGUGCAGGCUGUGCGGGCGCCCUACGACGGCAGCUGUAGUAAUCACACUACAGCACGAUGCCGUCGAAAAGGGGGUUACGUAUAGUGAUGUUCUCACCAAAGCCCGUCAGAGGUUAGAUCUGACGGCCUUGAACAUCCCGGCAGGCCUGAAAAUAAGGCAGGCGGCCACGGGAGCUCGAGUUCUCGAGCUUCCAGCAGGGGUCACGAGCGAAGCAGCGGACAGUUUCGCCGCGAAGCUCCGUGAGGUCCUCGCCGGAGAGGCACGGAUCGCCAGGCCGGUGAAGUGCGCGGAUUUGCGUCUUACUGGCCUGGAUGAUUCCGUCACCAGGGAUCAGGUGCUCGCUGCGAUUGUCGCUGCAGCCGCCUGUCCCCUUGACCACGUCAAGGCGGACGAAAUUCGGGAGGGCCGCCGGGGCACUGGCUGCAUCUGGGUGCAAUGUCCAGUGGCAGCUACUAAGGUCCUGGUGUCAGCUCGGAGUAUGAGGAUUGGCUGGAGCUAUGUGCACGUCGAGUCCCUGGAGCCGCGCCGUAUGAAGUGCUUCCGAUGCCUAGAAAUCGGGCACACGCGACUCCAGUGCACUUCGGAGGUGGACCGCAGCGAUAUUUGUUAUCGCUGCAGUGCUCCUGGACACAAAGCAACGGCAUGCUUAGCCAAACCCCACUGCGCAGUAUGCGCAGUUGCAGGUAGGCCAGCUGAGCACUCGGUGGGGGCUAAGGGUUGCUCCCCACCGAAAAAAGGGAAAAAAACCGGCAGGACCCCGGCCUCCCAGCAGGUGGAUCGGGAUUCGUCCCGACAAGAGGAAAUAGGGAUGCAGUUGGUCCCCGCCUUCCCAGCGAUGGCCUCAACGUUUCCGCGAUGGGCCCUCGCGGGGUUGGACGUUGACCUGCUGAAGGAGGCCGCCAUCGUCGAGUCCUGGAGCUCCCCGCCUCCGGGGACGACGGACGAGCAGGCGAUGUGUUUCCGCAGCGCGAUCACCAGGGUCUGCGAUGCCUGCAUGGUCCGCGUGCGGCAAAGACCUCAAAAGAGGCAGGUGUACUGGUGGUCACCUGACAUUGCGGAUCUUCGGCGACGCUGUGUCGCCGCCCGCCGGAAGUUCCAACGACAGCGGCGGCGGCGGCCGCGGAAUGAGGAACUGAAUGACCAUCUGCAGAGGGCGUAUAACGAAGCCAAAAAAUCCUUGCAGCUGGCCAUCCUGAGGGCCAAAGACACUGCCUGCGGUGAGCUCCUCGCGGGCUUGGACCGCGAUCCCUGGGGUCGUCCAUACCGAGCAACCAGGGGCAAGCUUGGUCGGGGUCCGCCGCCUGCUGAAUCUAUUUCACCGGAACGGCUGGACACGGUGCUGGAGGCGUUGUUCCCGGCCCCAACUGGCGUUAUCCCACCGGUGCCUGAGCCGGAAACCACCGAGGAGGUGCCUCUGGUAUCCGAGGGGAAUAAAAAGAAGUCACAAGGACCAGGCCAGACCAGGCCUGUCAGAAGGAUGACGCAAGAUGUUGGCGGGUAUAGUGUCCAGGAAGUUACCCCGUUU
Iphiclides podalirius (scarce swallowtail) is the source of this 1569-nucleotide messenger RNA. Lineage: Eukaryota; Metazoa; Arthropoda; Insecta; Lepidoptera; Papilionidae. The record is from the annotation of a GenBank genome assembly.